Molecule: messenger RNA, 5047 nt
Organism: Petromyzon marinus (sea lamprey)
Lineage: Eukaryota; Metazoa; Chordata; Hyperoartia; Petromyzontiformes; Petromyzontidae
Source: RefSeq, a predicted model, not a curated record
CCCCGCCCUCCCCCUGGCGAGUGACUCUCGUCCCGGCUCAUCGCCAGUCCGGGCAGCGGCCCUUGGCUCCCCCCCCUCCUCCUCUCCCCACUCGGGAGCAGGGAGAAGACGCGCAGACAGCAGCAGCAGUAGCCGCUGUGGCGAGCCACGGAGAGAGGCGCUCCCUCGCUCGCUCCCUCGCUUUGUCAGCCGCGGGUCCACUCGCAGGCGUCCACCAGCUUCCCCCAGCGCCCACCCGGGAGCGAUGGAGCUCCAUGUGAGCAACGUGUCGGCCACUGCGGCCUCCGUGGGGUGGUCGCCGUCAUGGCGCUGUCCGCAGGGCUGGGCCCCCCGGGCCGUGCACCACCCCGACUGGGAGCGCCCGCUGGCGGGGACGUCCCCGCGCCGGCUGCAGCGCGAGGAGCGCGUCGCGCCGGGCCGCCACCACGUGGCACUACAGGGGCUGACGCCGCUCACCGGCUACAUCGCGUGCGUGUCGUGUGCGCCCGUCCCGCCGCUGCUGCUGCUCGCGCCUCUGCAGCAGCAGCAGCAGAGGUCGUCCCAGCAGCCGCAUCUGGCACAGCAGCAGCAGCAGCCAGCGCCGCACGGGGGCGAGCAGGGCGCCUGCGUCGCGUUCCACACGACCGGCCUGGACCUGGGCAACCGGAAGAAGGAGAUGGCGAUCGCCAUCUGGGUGUCGAGCAGCGUGCUGUUGCUGCUCAUCGCUGCCUUCCUGCUCUACGGCUGCCUGCGCAUCUGGUGCCGCCGGCGCAGGGAGCUGGGCAAGGGCACGGUGGCCGGCGGCGCCACCAAGCAGCAGCAGCCGGAGGAGCAGCAGUUGUUGCUGCUGAUGCAGCAGCAACAGCAGCAACAGCAGCGUCACCAACAACCAGAGCAGCAGCAGCCAGACCAGGAACAGCAGCAGCUGGAGUUGAAGAAGCAAGAGGAAGAGCAGCAGCUGUUGCUGACACAGCAGCAGCAGGAGUGUCAACUACAGCAGCAGCCAGUGCAGGAGGAACAGCAGAUACACCAAAGACAUCAACAUCAGGCGAUGAGUCAGCACCAUCGUCCGCAGCGGCAGAAGCAACGGGAGCAGCAGGAGGAGCAGCAGCAGGAGCGGCAGGAGGAGCAGCGGGAGGAACAGCAGCAUGAGGGGCAGCAGCAGGAGAAGCAGCAACAGCAUGAGGGGCAGCAGCAGCAGGAGCGGCAGGAGGAGCAGCAGGAGGAGCAGGAGCGGCAGGAGGAGCAGCAGGAGCAGUGGGAGAGCGACGCUGUGGAUCGUGCCGAGCAGGGAGGGCUCGCUGUGCAAGAGCAGCAGCAGGGGGAACAGCAGCAGGAGAAGGAGCAGCAGCAGGAGGAGGAGCGGGAGAGUGACGCUGUGGAUCGUGCCGAACAGGGAGGGCUCGCUGUGCAAGAGGAGCAGCAGCUGGGAGGGCGAGCGGCGACUCCAAGCCCGGACCCCGGCCGGACGUUUGACCCCGGGGAGCUCGCCCCGAGCCAGGGCCAUGUGGCCGCGGUCGCUGGUGGAUCUGGGCUGGCAGAGUGAGAGGGUCCCGAGCGGUGGAGCUGCCGCGGGGGGACCGGCGUCUCGGUGCGAGUGGAGCUGGGCGCUGCCGAGUUUGUGAUCCAUUCGGUUUUGCUGGCGCGGUCGAUGACUCGCGCUGCUGUAACUCGGCCCUGGUCUGGGCAGCCCAGAGAUCACGGCGCCGAGCCGGUGACCCCGAGGUCCUGGGGUCAAAGCUGGGUUUUGGCCGCGAGGGGUUAAACCGGGUUUCUUAAGGGUGGCGAGUUGAUGGUCGAAGCCCGUUCACCAACGAUGCGCGGAGAUCUAGACUCCAAUACCGACAGUCAUCGACUUACGAACACUUCGUUCCUGGGGCCCGUUCGGAAGAAAGAUGCUCUUAAGUAGAGGACUGCAUGUGGAGACCCAUAGACUCCCAUAGAGUCCUACACAUUCACGUAGGCCGAGUUGAUAUUAAACCAGGGCCCUCACGUGUAGGCAAUUGAUGUGGUCUCAGCCCGGCCAUCAAUGGCGACACAAAAUACACCACCAUGUUACUUUUGGGUCUGCACUGAAUUUGGCCGAAUUCCAGCUCCGACAAUUAAAAUAUCGGUUUGACCAGUCACGCCACAAACAUUACCCUCAUUUGGCAGAAGGGCUGGGAAGGUGCUUCCCGCUACCAUGUAGACCGGAAGCCACGUGAAGGAGGGGAUCUCAGAGGUGGCCCUGUGAUGGUGGCUGUGACAGUAUCAUGGACACACUUUCACUGUGGCUCUCCUGCUCUGGGCCAUUUCUCUGCCGAACAUCGACCUUCCACCAAAGCGUAAACCAGACCCAGCGUCUGUGAAAUAACGCACAGGAGAUGUACAAGGUUUACAUUCGUUUUGUAAUGCCACUCGCAUAAGGAUGAAAUCAGAAAGGUUUAUUUUUGUAAUUUCGUUCUCACCGUCAUCAUUAUCGACAUCACCACAUUGCUUCACCCUUUUUACUAAUAGAUCAACCGUGCUUAUCCCAUGAUGUUUAACUUAAUCAAUUCACUGUUGAAUGAAGGCUACCCGAAAGCAACUAACAUCUAUCACGAUCAUGUGAUGCAGUGAUCCACACUCACAGCCACGCAUAAGCCGAUUCCAUCGCUCCAUCUCCUUGUUUAACCUCCUGUCGGACGCGUUCCGCUCUGCAUCGUUUCAUUUUCAUGUAGUGGUGCGUUGAGUAAUCAGAUUACCUGUAAUCGUAUAUUAUUAGGGUUAGAAUAAUCAGAUUAUCCUAACCGUUUUGACGAUCUACUGCUGGAUGAGGCCAUGUUGUAUGGGUCAGGGUGGUUAUUUUGACCGUACAUCACCACGUUGGCCUGCAGGGGCUUGUGAAGGCAGGGAGUGUAGUAGGUGUGGGUAGCACGGGAGUGCAGUACAACAAUGGAUUUUCCUGCACUGCUCCCUGCUGCCCACAACGUAGCCCAAGUGGGGUGAAGUAAAUUCGGUAAUUAUCGUUAUCGACCACAUCAUCGUCAUUAUCAACGUCAUCAUCACCACCAUCGACAUCGUCGGGUUUAGAUUCUCAAAUUGAGUUCCUGUAGAAGCUCCCAGUACAUCGAGAAGAACGUCGGACAUCGUACCGAAAGAAAUCCUCGCGGAAACAACCCGAGUACGCUUUGGAGCCGACGCGUCAUUACACGCCUGGCAUGACACAAGCAACGUGGGUGAGGCGUUCGGGACACUGCUGUCAAGAGUGAAGAGCCAAUCGCUCAAGAGCGCAAGCGUGUACUUAAGUGUCUCCAGGUAUUUUCUUGCCAUCUGUACGGUUAUGAUUAUGCAGUACGAUUCAAAUAUUUCAGUAUAAUCCGAGUUAACUAAUAUGAAUAAGAUGUAGGGAAGACGACCAGGGUUCUGUGUUGCAUCUAGCGAGGGUUCUGAGUGUUUUAUCGGAUUGUUUAUGGAGCUUUAUGUUGCACAGCUGGCAGCAAUGAGCAUUGUGAACGUUAACCGAUUCAACUUCCUCACUCAACUUGGGCCCAGAGCCAGGCUGCAAAUGGUCGCCACUGUGGUAAACAAACUUUAUUUGCUCAACGCCAGCCUGGGCCACAAUGGAGUGGAGAGGGCGACGUGGCCUGUUCACUGCUGGAUGAGCCUCCCUACGGCCGUCGCCAUCCCUCGUGGUCCCCACGAGACCACGAUCCGUCUCCUGCGCACGAGCCGAUCUCGGCGCUCCAUCCUCGGGUGCGGGCGCCGGCCUGUGGUUGGCAUCGUCUUGAGGCUUCCUUCCCCCUCCUUUGGCAGCCACUCUGUCACCGGUAUCCGUCCAAUCGGCCGUCAGCGAGAUAAGUCGGAAGGAGACAUUAACGGAGAGGGGGGGGGGAAAGCCACAGCAGCAAACGGACGACCCGAGGAUAGAAAUGGAUCCGGCCCCGAGUCCUUCAGACUGUGAGAGACAACGUGCGGAUGCAAUCGAGUUUUGAUUUUGUGCACAGGACAAGCGCGCAGGCGAGGCGUUGGGGGCCCUUCUGUCUCAAAGUUCAGCAGCCUUGCGGUGGCUCGCCACGGUAACGACGCUGGAGCUGACUCUAGUCGUCGUCAUCAUCAUCAAUGCCUUCCCUCGACCGCCGAUCAACCGGUUAUUCACUUGGGCUAUUCUGCUUCGUGCUGCAUGCGAAUUAUAAAGCUAAUUUCGCAGUUAAAACUGAACGUUGACUGGUAACAAUACACGCACACACCUGAUGCCGUGGCUUUAAUGACCAAAUUACGCUUCAGGAUCCGUGACAGCGCUGUAGCGUCACAAUCACAAAGCGGAUCGGUGUGAUGAGUACUCUCUACCGUGAUAGCCUCUCUAUGUUCUGUGCAAAAGGGCCAUUGCUCCAAACGUCUUCUAUUGGUAUACUUUCCCUAAGGCUACAAUGUUUUUGACGAAUGUGGUUUUUUUAAACACCUAUUUGUUUUUUCAAAGAGUUUACUUCGGCUUGUCUAGUGAUAGCGUGACACCGUGUCACAUGAUACAAAGCUCCCCCGUGUGGCCUUAACAGACUGUUGGGGCAAGUGCUGUUAGCGAGCACUUCUGCAAGCCGGCACGGCACACGAGGGGAUGGGUGGUUCAGCACUACGCCUGGCCGCCUUGGUCUCUUGAGUGGCGAUGUUAACAAAUUGCACCAGCUACACAUUUGAGGGCGAGUCGACCUAGGGGUGGCCCAGGACCAGUUCAGAAAAUCGUCACUGGUGUUUGUGGCCGUGAGCGGGAAUCUAAUUCAGGUUCAUAGCACAGGGUGCAAACCGCUGCGCCACCGUUCCCCACCGCCCGCGGGCAACACGAGGUGGCAAGGUACGGCCGCUGUCGCAAGGCUGCACGCCCGACGUGCCCGGUGCUCGCCCAACAUCACGGCUCUCCUCCCGUGCCACGGCACGCUGCUCUCGACACGUACCAGUCGGGGCCCCUUUUGUAUUUUAAGGCCACAUUCAGUGUUUCAAAGCAUCACUACUGCCACAGUACUAUUAUUAUCACGUGUUACUGCCGUUUUACGAUUCGUGUUAAGGUGAUGAUAUAGCGUGGUGAUUUUGACAAUAAAGAUCUGCUUUUACAAUG